AUGGAGUUUAACCUCACUGAUCGCUGUGAGCAUUUCUUCUGUCCAGAGAGAUCUGUAUCUCCUGCAGUUUAUAUCUUGCUGUAUGUGUGUGGAGCUGCUGUGGUUCUUCUAACAGUGUGUGGAAAUCUGCUCGUCAUCAUCUCUGUUCUUCACUUCAAGCAGCUUCACACACCGACCAACAUGCUCAUGCUCUCUCUGGCCGUGUCAGAUUUCUUCAUCGGUGCUUUAGUGAUGCCGUCGAUGUUAAUCUGGACGAUCGAGUCGUGCUGGAUUUUGGGGAAAAACUAUUGCGCUUUAUUUUUAAUAACUACUGGAUUCCUCAUGAUUGUGUCCAUAUACACUGUCGCUCUUAUCGCUGUGGAUCGUUAUGUGGCUCUUUCAGCCCCAUUUUUCUACACAAACACAAUCUCUCUAAGGAUUAUGAUAUUCGUGGUUUAUUUGAACUGGUCUGUAAAUCUUGCAUAUGUCUUAGCGCUCACUUAUUUCAAUGGAAUUUUCAACAAUACUGUAGCGUGCCCUGGAGAGUGUUUUCUCAUUCUGACUGAGGUUUGGACUGCAGUUAAUCUUGUAAGAUCAUUUAUAUUUCCACUUUCUGUUAUAAUCAUAUUGUACAGUCUGGUUUUUCUGAUCGCUAAGAAACACGCCACUGCUAUCAGAGAGCUUAAUAAUCACACACGACCUCAAACACAGAAAAUCACCUCCCACUCCAUGAAAUCUGAGAGAAAAGCAGCCAAAGUCCUCGGCAUUUUAGUGUGUGUGUUUCUGGCGUGUUUACUUCCUUAUUAUAUUUACAGUCUGUUAGGGAGUGUUAUUGAAGUACAGGGAGAAAUAAUCAACAAAGUUUUGAUCAUGCUUUGUCUAAAUUCCAGCAUUAAUCCUCUUAUUUACGCUCUGUUUUAUCCGUGGUUUAGGAGGUGCUUUAAAAUAAUUAUAACUCUGCAGAUAUUCCAGAGAGACUCUGCAUUAAUCAAUGUUUUUUCUUGA
This is a messenger RNA of Silurus meridionalis, 984 nucleotides long. RefSeq names its product trace amine-associated receptor 6-like. Bases 1 to 984 code for a protein of 327 amino acids. NCBI's taxonomy places the organism in Eukaryota, Metazoa, Chordata, Actinopteri, Siluriformes, Siluridae. The transcript has a single exon. Gene Ontology annotation, cellular component: membrane. The record is from RefSeq and is a predicted model, not a curated record. Gene Ontology annotation, biological process: G protein-coupled receptor signaling pathway. Gene Ontology annotation, molecular function: trace-amine receptor activity.